AGUGAGGAGGGUGAGAGCGGUGAGGAAGGUGAGGAGGGUGAGAGGAGUGAGGAGGGUGAAAAGAGUGAGGAGGGUGAGAGCGGUAAGGAAGGUGAGGAGGGUAAGAGGAGCGAGGAGGGUCAGAGGAGUGAGGAGGGUGAGAGCGGUGAGGAAGGUGAGGAGAGUAAGAGGUGUGAGGAGGGUGAGAGGAGAGAGGAGGGUGAGGAAGACUUGCUCUCGAGGACCGAUGUAUUGAUACCUGUUGUGUUAGAAGAAGAUCCACCACUGAAACAGGCAGCUGGAAUUGAAGAACUUGAAAAAGAGCUAGAACUGUCUGUAUUUUUCAAAGCCAAUGAUUAUUCAGUUAAGCUCAGUAACAGACUCUUCUCAGGUUAG
Molecule: messenger RNA, 375 nt
Organism: Leptosomus discolor (cuckoo roller)
Lineage: Eukaryota; Metazoa; Chordata; Aves; Leptosomiformes; Leptosomidae
Source: RefSeq, a predicted model, not a curated record